AUGCCCAGACGGCAGGAGGCCCAAUGGAAGCACUGCCUGAUCCACUGGGUACCGCCUUCCCCAGAAGGCUGGCUUGAGUCUGGCUUGGCCUGUGCGUCACAGGCAGGCCUCACAACUGUCGGUGUCAACUGUGGCAGACGGGAGCCAACUGGCGGAAGGCAAAACCAGAAACGGCCAUUCCUCAUGAUGCCCAACAACUUCAACAUGCCCGGUGGCAACGUUUCGGGCGACGGCGAAUCCGACCGCGCUGCCGCGUCUCAGUUGCUUUUGGCUCAGCUUCGUCGCCAACAGUCCUCCACCAGCCCUAAUCCGGCUGCUGGACCUAAUGGCUCGAACCAGUAUGGCCACCUUGCUUACCACGGACACCACGGCCACGCUCACGUCCACGACCGCCCCCAGGCCGGCCAGUCCUACUAUGGACCUGACUCUCCCGCUCUGACCGGUAGCUUCCAGAACGCCUUGGAUCCCGCCGCGUUCCUCCCUGAAGCCCCGACGCCGCCUAUCCACGCAUUCAAUAACUCCCAGUUCCCACCCGGACUGAUGCAGCCAAUUGGUGCCGCCCGCGGCCUCCCUCCUGCUGGCGAGAAUCGGACCGCUCAAUUGUUGAACCUUCUCAAGUUCAACGGACAAGGCUCUUCCUCUAACCAGGGCCAGCCGCAGUUCUCCCAGGAAGCUCAGCCAAGCUACAACGUUCCGCCUCCUACUCUUCACGCGCCUGCACCGAGCGGUUCUGAUCCUAGUGGGCUUCUUGCCGCUUUGAUGCGUGGCGCGCACCCUGAACAGCCCAAGCAGGAAGAGGCGCCUGCUUCCUCUUCGUCCUGGAAUCAGCCCGCCCCUCCCUCCAACACUCAGCAAUAUCUGCUGAAUCUGUUGAGCAAGCCGAAGCCAAGCCAGAACGAUACGAGCGAGAUUGUCGAAUCCAGUCUUCUCAUACCUCCCCCGGCCGAGGACGACUCGAAGGACGCCGGCAAAUCUGCUGAUAUGACCCUCCUCGGAACCGUGCCGUCGCGAUCCGAGUUCGAUUUCGAGCCUCAGGGUUUGGAAUCCACGCCCCCCAAGUUCAGCUCGACCCCGCAGUCGCAGCAUUCGCAACCCGCGUCCGCCGCUCGCUCGGGGAUAUUCGGAUUCUCUGGUCAGCAUGACGACCACUCGGUCAGUUCCCCUAGCCAGAGGACUCCCAAGUCGUCUGCUGGUUCUGCCAUGGAUCCCAAUGCCAGUCGCCCCCCGGCAGCACCUGCUAUCCAGAUUCUGCGGAAGCCUGAUCCCCAUGAUCCUAAGCGGCCUUUAAGCGACCAUAGCUCCACAGGCAGCCCCGACCACACGAGACGGAAGCUGGAACAUGUAUCGUCUCCCCAUGGGUCUGCGGGUGCGCCUCGAGUCGCUCCCAACAUCAUCACCGUUUCCCCAGGUUCAGAGGCCAAGGUUGAACUUGGCCAAGACCACGUGGAAGGUGAAAAGAAGAAGGAGAGUGUUGCUGAAGCCGUCGUCGGGCUUGCUGAGCAGGCCGACAGAGAAGCCCAAGAGGCGCUGGCUCGUGCUGAAGAAGAGAGCGCCCAGGCUGAAAUAGCCCAGGACCUCGAGCAGAUGAUGAGCGCCGAGACCGACGAGGAAUUUGCCAGAUCUGCCCAAAUUGCCGCUCAGGCCAUCCAGAAACAGCUUGAGAAGAACGAGAACAAGGAUGUUCUCGAGUCUGCUCUCGAUGCCGAAGUGGCCAAGGAAGUCAGAGAUAUUGUGGAUGAGGCGGCUCAAGCCGCCCAGGGCGCGGUUGCGGAUAGCUGGGAAAGUGCCGAAGCCGACGAGAUUGUCGUGACUGAGGAGACAGCGGCACCUAUCAAAGUGUACAACUUCCCCUUGAAACCCUGGAUCACUAUCAGUGUCCAGGAAACGGAUGAAGUUCGCCCUGUCUUCCGCGAAGAAGCGAUUCUGGACAUUGCUAGGUUGAAGAAGGAGUUCGACCAAAUUGAUCGGAACCUUGUCUCGGCAUCAGAGAGCUACAUGGCUUAUGGUAUGUCCAAGGCUGGUGGCCUCCGGGUGAUUCGUCAGGAGGACGGUAAGGACGCGAAGCUCUUCACGGACACUAAGGAUAGAAUCUUUAAUGUGGCCAUCUCGUCGUCUGCCUCGAACCAGCACCCCAAGGAGGCCAUCAUUGGUACAGGUGUGAGCGGCACAGUCUACUGGGUCCAGCUCAAGAACGGUGACCGGGAUCAUCUGGAAGACGCUCAUCCGGAGCAAUACGGUUUCGCUCUGCCCCCUCUGUCGACACAAGAGGGCGGCGAUGCGCCCGGCGGAGUUCUCAAGACGAGAGCUCGUCCUUCCUCUAUGCAUCCCGACUACUUUGCCGUUGGCCGCGGAAAAUCUAUCAAUAUCAUUUGGCCCUCGUUCAUCUUCGAGAACAAUCUUUUCAAGAACGCCCAUGACCGUGUUGUCGACACCGAGAGACUCUUUAAACAAUGUUCUCUCAAGAUCAACACUGGCAAGGCCGGGAAGGAUUUCACCUUCAGCCAGGAUGACACACUGAUGGUCACGUUGGACAAGUCGGGCCGAGUUAAGUUCUGGGAUGUCCGUGACUUGACCGCUGUCAAGGAAGGCUCCGAUCCCCUGAACCCAAUGCCUGCCCACACCUCGUUGGAAAUCAAGGAUCCUUUGAUGACCUUGACCACCACCCCAGAGGGCGAGAAGGCCUGGCCUACGUCCGUCCUGUUGUUGGAUAAGUACCGCCCGUAUCAGAAGCGCGCUGCCUUGCGGUAUAUGAUCGUGGGCAUGAAGCAAAACCACACCCUUCAGCUGUGGGAUCUUGCCCUGGGCAAGGCUGUGCAAGAGUUCAACUUCCCCCACAACAAGGAGUCCGACGCCGUCUGCAGCGUCAUGUAUCAUGCUCGCUCAAGUAUGAUUGUUGUCGGUCACCCUACACGCAACUCGAUCUACUUCCUUCAUCUCUCCGCCCCCAAGUAUGGUCUUAAGAACCUCUCACAGGUGGAUUACAUUCAGAGACUUGUUGCACAGGACCCUUCGAUUCCGCAGCCCGAAGCUACUGCCGUUAUUAGUGGUAUCCGGGAGUAUUCUUUUGCCAACAAAGGUGUGCUGCGGAGUCUCGGAAUUCUUGGAAACCCCGCAGGUUCUACUGAUGGCGAUGAAGCGAACCUCUUCGAGCUGUAUGCUAUGCACUCCAAAGGUGUCACCUGUGUCUUUAUCAAGAACGGUGAGCUUGGCUGGUCCAAGGAUAACAAGGUCAUCUGCCCAGCCGAUGCUGAAAAGGUCGGCUUGGUCAAGAUUUCCAAGCUGGUUGCUCCUGUGCAGCCAGUAGAGGUUCAACAGGCCCCGGCUCCGGCCGAGACAAGCGCGCCGCCCCAGAUUCGCAUCGCCACGCGCCCCAAUAAGGAGAUUUUGCAGAAGACGCCGUCAUCCCAGGGUGAUGACAAGAAGGGAGUUGAUUCUGUCUCGACUGUCAAGCCUGAUCGCAAGGAAGAUACCGAAACUCCCGUUCAAAACAACAAUCAGCCGGAGCGGGCAGAGAAGAAGGGCCGCAAGAAGAAGGCUGCUGCUGCUGCGGCCGCCGCCGCCGCCGCCGCCGGCGAUUCUGCUGUCAAUGGCCAGGCAGAGCAACAAGCCACCCCGACAAUUGGCCGCACUUCAUCUCAAGUCAAGGCCAGAUCUGCUAGAAAUGCUGAUUCUUCUGCUCUCAACCUCCCCAGCCAAUUUUCUGACCUCUCCCUGAACGGUUCUGGUAUCUCUCAGGAACAACUCAACACAGUCAUCGCCGAUAUGGAGUCGCGCAUCUCGAACAACAUGAACAACAUGCCAGGACGUAUGUCCAGUGUUUUCGAGUCAUCCUGCAACGACAUGUUUAAGCGGCAGCGCGAACAGCUGCAUGGUUGGCUGCAGGAUUGGGUGCGCAAUUUCAUGGAUAACCGUGAUGACCUGUUCCUUAAGAACCAGUCAGCAGUCCUUAAAGUCGUUGCGGACGUUCUUAACGACAACACCGAAACUGUUCUAAAGCAUCUCAUCGUCGAUCAAGUCAACAAUGCCGUUGUUCCCGCCAUCCGUUCCACCGUCGAAAAGGUAGCGAAGGAUCAGGCCGACUCUAGCCUGAACAAGCAACUGCCCGCGAUGCAGAAGGAGAUCGAGAAGAGACUCCCCUCUCUGCUUACACAGUCGCUCCAAAAGGCCGACAUCGCGCCGAGUUUGGUGGACAAGCUUGCGGAUCAGGUUCUCCAAAAGGUGGCCACCCGGUUGGACGUUAAUGUCGCCAACCAGUUUGCGAAGUCGUUCAGCGAGCAGCUGCCUGUCUUGUCAAAGCGUGUAGCCGAAGACGUUCACCAACGUAUCGCAGGAGAUAUCAGCACACGGAUGGGCGAGACUAUUGCGCGGUUUGAGGAGCGGAAGCGAGACGAUGACGCGAAGCUCGAUCGCCUCAUUGCCCAAAACACAGAGCUAUCCACUGCGCUUGCAGCUCUGGCAGCGUCCCAGGUUCAUAUGCAAAAGGAGUUCAGCACCCUGAAGCAACAGCUUCAUGAGCAGAACCGUGAUCGCGAGUUUGUCGGUCAGGAGCCUACGCACAGUCACACGCAUUCUCGUGCCAGUGGCAGCGUUAGCUCGCACCAGCAGGCUGGCGGACCCUCUCGUGAUUUGGUCGCCUAUGCGCCGCCCCAAGCUCACCAGCAGCAACACACCCAGUCUAUUCAUGGCAUGGCUCAACACCAGCAGCAGCAGUUCGUGAAUCAGGAGCAACAGGGGCUUUUCUCUCCUACUCCCCGCGAGAAUCGCGAGAAGAUGGAGCUCAACAACACGCUGGAAACUAUUGAUCGUUUCAUGAGCGCAGGCCAGUACGACCAGGCAGUCAUGCGCUGGCUGCAGGCUGAGGAUAAGAGCGAGGAGGUGUUCCAGCAGGUCAUUUCCAAGUAUGAUCCCCGUUGUCUCUCCGGUCUGGCGCCCAUCUUCCUUCUUUCCGUGGGAGCCAGCAUCGUCAGCAAUCUUUCCCGCAGAAGCCCCAAGGUUCAGGCCAAGAUUGCUCUUGUCGAAACGGUCGUUUACGCCAUGGCACAAGCCCUUCCCCACUUGUCCGUUCUCUUACAGGAAGAUCAAGUUGUCGAGGCCGUCCCGAAGGUCAUGUCUCUGAUCCAGGCUAAGGUGGAGGAACUCUUGCUCGCUAUUAGCCGCGAGAGCCCUCACGAUGCCUCUCUGAAGACCUUGUCCAGCAUUGCUCACCUUGCUGGACGUAUUAGCGAAAGUUGUCAGCCUUCGCGCCAGUCUCUGGGUCAUCCCGGUGCGCCUUACUAA
This is a messenger RNA of Neurospora tetraspora, 5277 nucleotides long. RefSeq lists its product as uncharacterized. Gene Ontology annotation, molecular function: protein binding. Gene Ontology annotation, cellular component: P-body. The record is from RefSeq and is a predicted model, not a curated record. The transcript is spliced from 5 exons. Gene Ontology annotation, biological process: deadenylation-independent decapping of nuclear-transcribed mRNA. Bases 1 to 5277 code for a protein of 1758 amino acids. NCBI's taxonomy places the organism in Eukaryota, Fungi, Ascomycota, Sordariomycetes, Sordariales, Sordariaceae.